Molecule: messenger RNA, 4162 nt
Organism: Pomacea canaliculata
Lineage: Eukaryota; Metazoa; Mollusca; Gastropoda; Architaenioglossa; Ampullariidae
Exons: 17
Coding region: 98-1750 (550 amino acids)
Source: RefSeq, a predicted model, not a curated record
AGAAAAAAGUGCGCGUGUGGAUUAUUCCACCGAGCAGAAGGAUGUACACACGUUGCCAGAGAUUUGGAUCAGAGGUUCUUUAGAUCUGAUGUAAAUAAUGGCUCAUUCUAUUAUCAGUCAAGCAGCAAAGUCGCCUGCAGUAGUUUAUAUGCAAGCAUAUUUUGUGACAAUUGCUACUAUCCUUGGAACUGGCAUUCUGGGUCUUCCUGUCACGCUGACCCAGUCGGGGUUGUAUCCCUUCCUGAUUUCCUUUAUCCUGGAUGCAGUUAUGCAGAGCAUCCUUAUCCAUUUCUUCACUGAUCUGCUUCAGAGAGCCUAUGCUAUGCAGCUACAUGAUCCAGAGGAGGAGGCUGUCCCACUAAGCAAGAUGGUUGAAGAGGAUUUCAGCCUAGACUCUGAAGACAGCGGGGAUAUCGUGAUGAAAGAGAUCAGAAUUCCAGAAGCACAGGAAAGAGCAACCCACUUCCCGAAUCUUCACUUGCUGGGGAAGCUGUUUUUACCGUGUGGCAUUCAACAGAUGUUUGAUGCCCUUAUCAUCCUUCAGUUCAUAGCACUAUUGAUCUGCUAUGCUUUGGCUGGGAGUGAGGCAUAUGCACAGCUGAUAGGGACAAGCCACUUCUACGUCAUCCCUGUCUUUGUGUGGCUUCUGACUUUGGGCAUUAUAUUUGCCAUACAUCUGAUUCAGCCAGUUGUGUCCAUCCUUACCUUCCUUAAGGGCUCAGUUCUCCUGGCUACGACCCUUGUGACAUUUUAUGUGGGAAUGUCAGUGGGCCGAAAAAUCAACAAUGAUUUUACAUACAUUGGGGCUCCAUUUUUGAUGGGUACAGUUGCCUUAGGAGGAGCUAUAAACACAAUGCCAUUUACCUAUGAAAAGAUACAGUACAAAAAGAAACAGAUAGCAAAUUACAGAUUAGCUGUUCACCUGGGCCUUUGGACUUGUGUUGUUUUAAAUAUUUUGUGGUGCUGGUCUGUGCUGUAUAUUGUGCCCCAGACAAUUGCCCAGGCUUGUGCUGAACCUUUGUUUCAUCAACCAUCAUCAUUGGUAGCUGCCAAUGUAUCUUCAGCUGCAGAUCUUUCUGGGAUACAGUGCUAUGGAAAACUCUCUCUUCAGAGUGCAAAGCUUAAUGGAGAAAUCUCUACAUUGCCACUUACAGAACUGCUGACUCGUGACUUUCCGAAGUAUUUGUGGGUAGCAGUGUUGAUAGAGGUCUUCAUUAUGAUCAGCAUCACUGUGUCCUUUUUGACUAUUGGCAGUGCACUGCAUCACACUUUGACAGGAGUGGUACAGACAGUUGUGGAGGCUAGAGGUUUAAAUCUGGGACCUAACUCGUCUAGGUGUUGUGCAAAACAGUGGCUUAUAACAUCCAUUGUCUCCAUUCUGGCCUUUGCUGUAGUCUUCAUUGUGGCUAUGCUCGACCCCCAGGGCUUUGUGGACAUCUUGGAAAAGUUUGCCUCGCUAACCCUCAAUGCUCAGGCAGGGAUUUUUGUCUUCUUGAUGCUGCUGUCAGCCAGGAAACACCGUUCACUACAUAUUCCUUUGCCACUGCCAGACUGGGCAUACCUCUUUAUGUGGACUAUUCCUAUUUUCUUUGGCUCUGCAGUACUCGUGGACAUCUACAGUACCAUUAGAGACAUCCUGUACCCAGAACACCUUGUACCAGUUCUGAUGAAUAUUUCUGCCCCAAUUCACUCUUCUGGGGUUCCAGUUUCUACGCUUGCCAAUACUGUACAAAAGUCUACAGUUUUUUAACCUGUUUUAAGAUUCAACAGCAAUUUGGUGAUGUAGUUUACAUAUCUUGUGUCUGUUUCGCAAAAUGCUAAGUCUGACUAUGUGUAACAUUCCACAAAGUGCAUGAAUGUAUUUUUGUAAGUAUUAAUGUUGCUGUCACAAAGUGUUCUACAAUGGUGGAAUGUGGAUCCAGGCGAAAGAAAAUGAAAAAGUAGCUUUUGUAUUUAAUAUUUGUUGAAGACUGUUAAUCCGAAUAAAUGCUUUCAGUUGACAGAUAAGAGAGACUGCACAAGAACACCAAAAUUAAAAUGUUUCUGCUUCAGCAAUCCAUCGCAGUAAAGACUAAAUGGGACCUGCACAUUGACAUGUAAUUCAUGUGCAUCUAGCUGCAUGUGUGGUAGAAACUUAUCAUUUACAGCUGACAAGAGUUGUGUGUAAAUCUGGUUGUGACACAGAAUGUGAGAGAAUAUACUCAUUUGUGAUUAUUUUUCAGUAAUUAUUACCUUUUUUUUUUUCAUGUGAUUUCCCUUUCCUUGGCUUUACUCACAGUCAAGUUAUUAGACUUAUUUUGUGGAAGGGACAAAAUGUAGAAAACAUUGUUACUGAAGGGUCUAGGGUGUCCAGUUCUCUAGUUCUUUAACAUUCCUGAUUGCAUGCUUGGACAUGACCUGAUACUGUUUACAUUUCUUCAUUUCAUUUGAAGAGAGUAUACUGUAUAUUAUGAUUAUGAUUUUUGUAAAAGAAUGUUUUUAAAGUUUCUAUUUAUUUAUAUACAUAUUUAUACAUCCACAUCCUAGUCCCCCAUGCACAUGCCUAGUGCCAAGCCAUAUGAGUUUAUUUGUAUUUUCCACUUGGUUAUGUGAUGUAAGAUGCUUGGACUUUUUAUUUUAUUUUUCAUCAUUCACUCUUGUGAUAGCAAAAGAUAUGUUUAAAAUGUUUUUAAAGCUAAGAAAUUCUAUGGUUUCAGAUUAUACUUGAAUUCAUGAAGCAGCCAAGAUUAUUUCAGUUUUACUUGCUAUGUAUUGUUAUUGCUUGCUGAGGCCUUCACUCUGAAACUGUAUAUCACUACUCAGCAGUGCUUCCCCCCUUUUCCUACAAAUCCUACCCACCCACCACACACACAUACACUCCGUGCUUGAAGUAAUAGAUCCGUCUGUGACAUCAUGAAGUAUAAAAUAUACCAUGAAAUGCAGCAAAACAAAUGAACAAUACUACUGUUCUCGGCAUAAUAUUUUAUUGACAGCAUGUGAUGUCUGGAAUAAGCAUUUUUUGUACAAGUGUUAUUAGCACUGUUAACACUAGCAAGUGAUUUAAUCAUUGUUAAGGAUGAUUUAGUUACAUUAUAUACCUUGUGAUGUUAGGAAGUACUCUUAACAGUAUUUCUUUUAUGUCUUACAGCUAGUGAUGUAUUGCCUUGUGCAGUUUUAUAGAUCACAUGAAUUGUAGUAGGCUACCAUAGUUUUAAGUACAGUAUUAUUUUUGGUGCAGUUCAUGGAUUACUUUCUGGAAUUUUGAUGUUCUAGCAAGAUAUUACUAUUUUUCUUUCUCCUUGGCAUGCACUCUGAUUUCGGCCUGCAAUUUUAUGUAAAAUCAGUUGACCCCAUGUGUAACUCAGGGGGAUUUAAUCCCAGAUGUAACAUUAACACUGAGAAAUGCUCUUGCAGAGGUUUAAAAAAAAAAGUCCUAAAACUUUCAUGUGUGAUACCAGUUAUCUUCUCCAUCUCUUAACAUAUUUAGCAGUUAAAUGUUAAGAUCUGCUUUCUGCUUUUGCAUAAAAAGAUAUCCACUACUAUUGUCGUCAUCAUCUUCAUUGAAGUUUAGAAUAACUCUAACACUGAAUAGAUCAUUAUGCAUUAUUAAUGCACUUGUAGUGAAUCCAAGAACAAUGCACUUGGAGUAUUCAGCUGAUGCAAAGUUUUUCACAUGAAAUUGUAUAAUUGUGGAAACAAUCAUAAACAUUGCAAAGAGCUCAUUCAUGUGACUUUUAUGUAGGUCUGAAAUCCUCCACUCAUGUUUUGUCCACAAAUCUUGGCUCCAACUUAUCUCUUUCAAAAAAUGACAAAGUUUACAGGGCUGAUCGAUGUUUUGUUCUCCAGGCUUCCUACUCCACCCUGUGUGUGUGUUCAUGUAUAAAGGUGUAUUUUUUAUGCGUACGCUAAAAAGGUGUUUGCAUACCUGUAAGCCCUGCUUUGGUGCUAGGGAAGGGCACUAUACAAUGCACUGUAUUAUUGUUAUCAUCAUUGUUAUAUAUUCUGACAAAACUAAGUUAUUUAAUUUCAGUUAUCUCUAUACUCUGCAACAAAGGUACUAUAUUAAACUUUGUGCUCCAAUGACAAGGAGAAAUUGUGGUAUUAUGCUUCAUAUAUAUCUCUAUUGAGAUAUGACCAAAUAUUAUAUAAGAUUGAAGGAAAAAUAAAUGACAUUAUCUGACCA